UUUGGAUCCGAUCGGGGCAGAAACAGCGCCAUCGGAUGGCGCUGUUCCGAAGAUUCUUUUACCGGAAGCCGCCGGAUCGCCUUCUUGAGAUCUCCGAGAGGGUCUAUGUUUUUGAUUGUUGCUUCUCCACGGAUGUCUUGGAAGAAGAUGAGUACAAAGUUUAUAUUGGGGGCAUUGUAGCUCAGCUACAAGAUCACUUUCCAGAUGCUUCUUUCAUGGUGUUCAAUUUCAGAGAAGGGGAUGGGGUUAGGCGCAGCCAAAUUUCAGAUAUAUUGUCUCAGUAUGACAUGACAGUUAUGGAGUACCCUCGGCAAUAUGAGGGAUGUCCACUUCUGCCUUUGGAGAUGAUUCAUCACUUCCUUAGAUCAAGUGAAAGCUGGCUGUCUUUGGAGGGGCAACAAAAUGUGCUUUUGAUGCAUUGUGAAAGGGGGGGUUGGCCUGUGCUGGCAUUUAUGCUAGCUGGUCUUCUCUUGUACAGGAAACAGUACAAUGGGGAGCAGAAGACUCUUGAAAUGGUCUACAAGCAAGCACCCAAAGAACUUCUACAAUUUUUGUCUCCUUUGAAUCCACACCCUUCUCAGUUAAGAUAUCUUCAGUAUAUUUCCAGGAGACAUUUGGGUUCUGAGUGGCCUCCAUCAGAAACACCCUUAUAUUUGGAUUGUCUGAUUCUUAGAGUCCUUCCAUUAUUUGAUGGUGGAAAAGGUUGCAGGCCUGUUGUGCGUGUUUAUGGUCCGGACCCUUCAAAACCUGCUAUUAGAAGUUCUAAGCUUCUUUUCUCAACUUCAAAAUCCCGAAAACAUGUUCGCCACUACCUACAGGCAGAGUGUAUGCUCGUGAAAAUUGAUAUUCAUUGUCGUGUUCAAGGGGAUGUCGUUAUUGAAUGCAUACAUUUAAGUGAAGAUUUCGUUCGUGAGGAGAUGAUGUUUAGAAUCAUGUUUCAUACUGCAUUUGUACGGUCAAAUAUAUUGAUUCUUAGCCGAGAUGAAAUCGAUAUAUUGUGGGAUGCAAAGGAUCAGUUCCCCAAGGACUUUAAGUCUGAGGUGCUUUUUUUGGACGCUGAUGCUGUUCUACCAAAUCUAGCCUCAGUCAUUGUGAGUGGAGAUGCAAAUGAGGCUGAAAGUGCUUCACCUGAGGAAUUCUAUGAAGUGGAAGAGAUCUUCAGCAAUGUAAUUGAUACACAGGAAGGUAAAGGGGAUUGCGAUUCUCCAAUGGUUCGUGACAAUGCAGUAGAUGAUGGAAGUCAUAAAGAUGUCUGGAAAGAGUAUUCAGAUCCUCAUACUUUUCAGGAUUCUUCAUCAGGUGAUGGGAUUCACCAACAGGUUGGAAGGACGGGUUUUGGUAUUGAUGCAGUGAAAGACAUUACUGUUGAUGAUGUGAAGUUCAAGCCCAAUGAGAGGGUGGAUUCAGAUACUCAUGCAGUGAAAGACAUUGCUAUAGAUGAUGGAGAAAAUAAAUCAACUUCCACUGGAGUCACUUUUGGCGCUCUGGAGACAAAGGAAGUCACUGUGGAUGAGCAUGAUGAGUUGGAAGUUAUGCAAAACAAGUAUGAUGAAGAUAACAAUGCAACAAAAAAAGAAUUAGAAUCCGAGGAGGGGCAGCAGGUGCAUGAUCUUUCCAGACAAGAAUCCGAUAAACUACUUGCAUCUGUUGUUCCUUCAAAGUCAAAUCCAAUGGAAGAUACAAUUGCAGCAAAGCAUAAGACUAAACAUCAAGAACCACCACAGCAUCAAGAACCACCACAGGGUUUUCAGGCAAAACAAGCAAAACCAAAUGCUCCAACUAGGUGGAUUCCUUCUAACAAGGGUUCUUAUCAAGAGUCAAUGCAUGUCUCAUAUCCACCAUCAAGGCAUCAGAAUUCACCAGAGCAGUCAAAUUCUACCUCUACUAAGGAGAAAAUAACUGAUGCCAAAGGAAGACAUGCUUCUGGUUCUCAUGUCUCUGGAGUAGAUGUUUCUAGGGAGAUGCUGAAAAAUUGUAAUGGGGUCAAUUCAAAAUCUUCAGACAGCAUAGCAGAAAUAGAUGUAGACUUAAACUCUUCACUAUCAUCAAUUAUGUCAGUUAAAGAGACAUCUCUUCAGUCUGCUACUCAAGAACCACAAUUGUGCUCCGAUGAAGUGCCACAAUCUCCUUCUCCACCAAUUUCACCAUCUUCAUCCUUGAAUGGUAAGGUGUCUAUAAUGCCAAAGCCGCCGCCGCUGCCACCACCACCACCACCCACUUCAACAUUAUUUAACAGGCAAAAUAGAGGGAUGAACUUACAACUUGCAAAUUCUCCUCCUCCUCCUCCUCCACCCCCACCUCCAUUUUUCGGGGAAAAAAGAGAGGCCUUUUUACCUCCUCCUACCCAUUGGAAAUCUGUUUAUUCAUCAACUAACAUAGUCGGAGACAAUGGUGAGGCUUUACCUUCUCCUCCUGCUCCUCCCAUUGCAAAUAGAUCAACUACAACAAAAGUUUAUGAAGUACUUGGUGCAAUUUCCCUUACCUCACCACCACCUCCUCCUCCUCCUCCUCCUCCCCCUCCUCCUUUGUGUUCUUUGGAUAGAGCUUCAUUCACUCCUUCCUCAAUAUCCCCAACUACAUCACUUAAAGCUUCACCUCCACCACCACCACCACCUCCUUUUUGUAGAGUUCAACCUCCACCUCCAUCUCCUUUCAGUAGAGCUUCACCAACACCAACUCCUCCUCCUCCUCCCUCUUUUAGUAGAACUCCAUCACCACCACCUCCACCUCCUCCUCCUCCUAGUAGAGCUCCACCGCCUUCACCACCACCUCUUCCUCCAUCAAAUGGAGCACCACCUUCACCUCCUUUUAGUAGAGCACCACCACCUCCGCCACCACCUCUUCCUCCAUCUAGUGGAGAACCACCUCCACCUCCAUCUUCUUUUAGUAGAGCUCCACCGCCUCCGCCACCACCUAUUCCUCCAUCGAGUGGAGCUCCACCGCCUCCACCUCCACCUCCUUUUAAUAGAGCGCAACCACCUUCACCACCACCUCUUCCUCCAUCAAGUGGAGCACCACCUCCACCACCACCUCCUUUGAUGUCUAGAACUCCACCUCCCCCGCCUCCACCAACUCAUGGAGCACCAUCACCACCACCGCCUCCAAUGCGUGGAGCUCCACCACCACCGCCUCCAAUGAAUGGAGGAGCACCUCCUCCUCCGCCACCUCCAGGAGGCCGAGGCCCACCUCCUCCACCACUUCCAGGUGGCCGAGGCCCACCUCCUCCGCCACUUCCGGGAGGUCGUGCUCCUGCUCCUCCAGGUGGUGCUCCUCCUCCACCUCCACCUUUAGGUUCCAAAGGUGCAGUUGGAGCUGAUCCAAGAGGGAGAGGACGUGGACUUGCACGUCCUACAGGUGCUGGUGCAAUGGCAACUCGAAAAUCCUCCUUCAAACCUCUGCAUUGGAGUAAGGUAUCAAGGGCAUUGCAAGGAAGUUUAUGGGAAGAAUUACAAAGACACGGAGAACCUCAAAUUGGACAAGAGUUUGAUGUUUCAGAGCUCGAGAAGCUUUUUUCAGCAAAUGUUCCAAAACCUGCUGAUUCUGGUGGUAAAUCUGGAUCGCGGCGCAAUUCUGUUGGAUCCAAACCUGACAAAGUCACCUUGGUUGACCUAAGGAGGGCUUAUAAUACUGAAAUUAUGCUCACAAAGGUUAAGAUGCCACUUCCUGAUAUGAUGGCUGCAGUGCUUGCUAUGGACGAGUCGGUGUUAGAUGUUGAUCAGGUGGAAAAUCUCAUUAAAUUUUGUCCUACCAAAGAGGAGAUGGAACUUUUGAAGGGAUACACUGGUGACAAGGAGAAUUUGGGGAAGUGUGAAAAGUUUUUUAUGGAGCUGAUGAAAGUGCCACGGGUGGAAUCAAAAUUAAGAGUAUUCUCUUUCAAGAUUCAGUUUGGGUCUCAGAUUAUAGAGUUUAAGAUGAGUUUAAACACAGUGAACUCUGUCUGUGAAGAGGUCCGAAAGUCGCUCAAAGUGAAGGAGAUUAUGAAGAAAAUCCUUUAUUUGGGCAACACAUUGAAUCAAGGAACAGCGAGGGGAUCUGCUGUUGGAUUCAAGUUGGAUAGUCUUUUAAAGCUCACUGACACUCGUGCUUCUAACAGUAAAAUGACCCUGAUGCAUUAUCUUUGCAAGGUCCUAGCUGAAAAGUCUCCAGGACUACUUGAUUUUCACCUUGACCUUGUUAGCCUGGAAGCAGCCACUAAGAUACAAUUGAAGUCAUUAGCAGAAGAAAUGCAAGCAAUCAUCAAGGGAUUAGAAAAGGUUAAACAGGAGUUUACUGCAUCUGAGAAUGAUGGCCCUGUAUCCGAAGUUUUCCGUAAGACAUUGAAAGGAUUCAUUGAUGUAGCUGAGUCAGAGGUAGCAUUUGUAACAAACCUAUAUUCUGUUGUGGGUAGAAAUGCAGAUGCACUUGCACUAUAUUUUGGCGAGGAUCCUGCCCGUUGUCCAUUUGAGCAAGUUACUGCAACUCUCUUAAAUUUUAUAAGGUUGUUUCGGAAAGCACAUGAAGAGAAUUGCAAACAAGCAGAGUUGGAGAAGAAGAAAGCUGAGAAAGAGGCUGAAAUGGAGAAGGCGGAGAAGGCUAAAGGCACUAACUUGACGAGGAAGAGUGCAAAAGAUAGAGAAGAAAGCUGAGAAAGAGGCUGAAAUGGAGAAGGCUAAGGGCAUUAUCUUGACAUGGAAGAGUGCAAAAGAUAGCUGAAGACGUGGUUGU
Gastrolobium bilobum is the source of this 4704-nucleotide messenger RNA. RefSeq names its product formin-like protein 20. The transcript has 17 exons. NCBI's taxonomy places the organism in Eukaryota, Viridiplantae, Streptophyta, Magnoliopsida, Fabales, Fabaceae. The record is from RefSeq and is a predicted model, not a curated record. The coding region runs from base 36 to 4625 and encodes 1529 amino acids.